UUGUGAUAAUAUUAUAUUGUUUUACGUUUUUGGUAGAAAAAAUUGAAGGGUAAAUAAUAAUUAUUUGUCAGUGUAAUAGUUGUUAAUUUUACACAAAACAAUAACACCAUGUCGAUUAUGAAAUACAGUUAUUAUGACUCGCCGGACGGUAAAGAUUUAGCGAAAAAAUUGUUUUACACCAACAAAAAUGUCACUAUAAUCGGAUUUGGACUGGCAACGACGGAUAUUAUUCUCAACAGCAAGCCCAAGGGCUACUUGCAAACCUUACUCAGAUAUGGACAAUUAAUGACGCCGAUGUGGGCCGUCACUUCAACAUUUUGUAUAGUAACUUAUGCCUCUACUCGACUGCGUGAUAAAGACGACGUGAAAAACUAUGGACUCGGCGGAUUUGCAUCUGGUCUUAUGUUGGGCGUUUUCACUAAAAGCUAUUUGAACGCAACAUGGAUAGGUGUGAUAGCUUGCCUUGCCGCCAUGGCAAAAAAAAAUGCUAAACUGAAUAAUUACGAAAUCAUGCCAACUAUACCAACCACUCGCCAUCAGCAGCAUGGUGAUUUCAGAACGCCAUACAAGAAUUGGACUGUUUAUGAAGAACGACCAAAAGGAUGGGUUGCCGCUGAAGAACGAGCUCAAUGAAUCCAUGUGUUUUCCUUUGUAAAACAGUGUUGUAAUAAUGUCCAAGUGUGUUAGACGAGUUUGCAAUGUGAGUAGUUCUUAAAUUUGAAUAAAGUAUACAUUUAAAUAUUUCUGUAUUUGCUGUAUAAAUAACAAUAUUGAAUAAAAAUACAAAUACGUUAUAAACUA
This is a messenger RNA of Adelges cooleyi (spruce gall adelgid), 801 nucleotides long. RefSeq lists its product as uncharacterized. Bases 109 to 633 code for a protein of 174 amino acids. Gene Ontology annotation, biological process: mitochondrial respiratory chain complex I assembly. Lineage: Eukaryota; Metazoa; Arthropoda; Insecta; Hemiptera; Adelgidae. The transcript has 2 exons. The record is from RefSeq and is a predicted model, not a curated record.